This is a messenger RNA of Pyricularia oryzae 70-15, 306 nucleotides long. RefSeq lists its product as uncharacterized. Gene Ontology annotation, biological process: mRNA splicing, via spliceosome. The record is from RefSeq and is a predicted model, not a curated record. NCBI's taxonomy places the organism in Eukaryota, Fungi, Ascomycota, Sordariomycetes, Magnaporthales, Pyriculariaceae. The coding region runs from base 1 to 306 and encodes 101 amino acids. Gene Ontology annotation, molecular function: RNA binding. Gene Ontology annotation, cellular component: U4/U6 x U5 tri-snRNP complex; U6 snRNP; precatalytic spliceosome. The transcript is spliced from 3 exons.
AUGGUCCACCUUCUCAACUCCUAUGUCGACAAGCGCGUCGUGAUAAUGACGACGGACGGCCGCAUGUUGAUAGGAACACUAAUCAACUCGGAUAACCAAGCCAACAUUAUCCUCUACAACGUUACAGAGCGCCACAUUGCACCGGCCGACGGCGAUGAAGACUCUGUCGACCGGCCGUCGGUAGGCACCGAGAUCAUCCGCGGCUCGACUAUAUUGGUGGUCGGCUUGGUGGACGAGGAGCUCGAAGGCUCCAUCGACUGGACAAAGGUCAGGGGAGAGCCCAUUGGGGAUACAUAUAAUGCGUGA